Messenger RNA from Agelaius phoeniceus (red-winged blackbird), 1895 nucleotides. The record is from RefSeq and is a predicted model, not a curated record. Lineage: Eukaryota; Metazoa; Chordata; Aves; Passeriformes; Icteridae.
GCCCCACCCCGCAGGUCCCGCCGUGGCCAGGACGGAGCAGGAGGAGAUGGAAGCACCGGGAUGCACCGGCUCAGAAUGGCUGGUGGUCCCCAAGGCGGAGGUGACCCCCGAGGAUGACAGGGAUGAUCCAGGGGAGCCAGAGCUCCACGACUCAGGGCAGUGGCUGGUGCGGAAGGUGAAGGUGGAGGAGGAGGAGGAUGAGGCCGAGGCCUGGGCGGCCGCAGCCGGAACCGGGGCCCCGCUGACGCCGCCGCCCCUUCCCGGCGCCUUCGCCGCCGAGCCCGCCGGGUCCCCGGGGAUCGCCGGUGCCUGCAAGGCGGAGGAGCCGUGCCCGGAGGAGCUGGGGUACGGGGUGCUGCCGGCCUGGGGGCUGGGGCCGCGCCUGGACGGCAUCGGGAUCGGCUUCGGGGUGGGCACGGGCACGGGCGUGGGAUUGAGCCCCAGCGCCGGCGGGUGCGGGCGCCGCUCGCAGCCCGGCCCGCGGCCCUUCUGCUGCCCGCAGUGCGGGAAGGCUUUCGGCAAGAAGGCGCACCUGACGCGGCACCUGCGGGUGCACACGGGCGAGCGGCCCUUCCCGUGCCCGCACUGCGGCCGCCGCUUCCGCCAGCGCAUCCACCUGCGCUCGCACCUGCGCACGCACACCGGCGAGCGGCCCUACCCCUGCCCGCGCUGCGCCCGCCGCUUCCGCAAGAAAACGCACCUGGACCGGCACCUGCGCACGCACACCGGAGAGCGGCCGCACCCCUGCCCGCGCUGCGCCCGCCGCUUCGCCCACCGCCAGCACCUCCUGCGCCACCUGCGCCUGCACGGGGACCCCGCCCCGGGGCACGGAGAUGGGCACGGCCCUGCCGAGGAGAAGCCGCUGCCCUGCCCGGGGUGUGAGAUGAGCCUCACCUGGAAGCAGAGCCCGGCGCCGCACCUGGGGCUGCACACGGGAGCGGUGCUGGGAGCUGGGAAUGGACACCUGGAUGAGCACCGGGACGGGGACAGGGACGGCCCUGCCGAGGAGAAUCUGCUGAUUUGCCCCCAGUGUGGGACGGGCAUCCCCUGGAAGCAGAACUUGUCGUCGCAGCUGUGGCAGCACCUGGAGAGCCAAGCCCUCGGCUGUGCCCAGGACCCCCAGCACCCCCUGCAGCCCCCACAGGAGCCCCCAGCCCAGGACCCCCAGCACCCCCCGCAGGUGCCCACGGCCGAGCCCCCCUUCGUGCAGGACCCUCAGCUCUUGUCACAGGUGCCCGGUGCCAACGGCAGCCACGGCUGCGCCCAGGACACCCCGCCCCUCCUGCAGCCCCAGCCACAGGUGCCCGGUGCCCAGGACCACCAGCCCCGGCUGCAGGUGCCCGGUGCCAAAAGCGGCCAGGGCUGUGCCCAGGACCCCCCGCAGGUGCCCCCUGCCCAGCGCCCCUUCACGUGCCCCCAGUGCGGGCGCGGCUUCGGGCGCAAGGCGCACCUGGCGCGGCACCUGCUGGUGCACUCGGGCACGCGGCCCCACGCCUGCGCCCGCUGCGGCCGCCGCUUCAGCUCCAAGACCAACCUGGGCCGGCACCAGGCCGUGCACACGGGGCUGCGGCCCCACCACUGCGCCCGCUGCGGCCGCGGCUUCACCCGCAAAACGCACCUGGAGCGCCACGAGCGCACCCACGGCACCGGCACGGGCACAGGGACGGGCACGGGCACCGCUGGGGCAGGGAUGGCCACAGCCACCGCUGCCACUGGCACCGGUGUCACUGGGUCCCAGCUGGGCUGGCCAGAGCCCCCGACCCUCUGUCCCUGAACGCCUGGAGGUGCCAGGGGCUCUGGUGGUUGCCAAUGGUGAAUCCCUGGCACGGCCGUGUCAGGAGGUGCUGGGAGGUGCCAUGGUCCCUGAUGGCUGCUGUGGAUGUGCCAGGGGACCC